AUGGGAGUCGGCGGGGUGAUUCUACGGUUUUUUAACCUUGCCAUUCGCAUCCUCCAGUUCCUCGAUGGCGCCGUCAUCCUCGGCAUCUUCUCAUACUUCCUCGCCGUGCUCGCCCAGCAUGGCCAGGCCAUCCCCACGUGGAUGAGGGCCGUCGAGGGUAUCGCGGGUGCCGCCACCCUCUACGGCCUCCUGGGCAUCGUUUUCGUCUGCUGUCUCGGCGGCGUGGCCUUCUUCGCCUUCCUGGGCGUUGCCUUGGAUGUGUGCUUCACGGGUGCCAUGGUCGCCAUCGCUGUGCUGACCCGCGACGGCACCAGCAGCUGCCGAGGCACCCUGGACACGCCGCUGGGCACUGGCAAGGACGGCGACGACACCGUCGCCGCCAAGGUGACCUUUGGACUGGCCUGCCGACUGGAGAAAGUGACAUUUGCCGUGGCGAUCAUUGGAAUUUUCCUCUUCUUAAUCAGCAUUCUCUUCCAGAUCUUGCUGGCCCGCCACCACAAGCGCGAGAAGCGCUUCGGUCCCUCCCCGACCAACGGCUACACCUACGGCAGCCGCAAGCGCUUCUUCUGGCGCCGCAACAAGAACAACCCCGACGCCGGUGCCGGCGCCGAUGCCCUGCCGGGCCACCCGACCCCCAACGACGUCGAGCUGGGCGGUGACACCAAGAACGAGAAGUCGUGGCUUGGCUCGUGGGGCCGCAACAAGAACACCCCUGCCCCCACUCACGGCGCUCCCGCUGAGAAUGGGUAUGGCUAUGGUAGCUCGGCCUACACGGGCAACUACUAA
This is a messenger RNA of Penicillium alfredii, 786 nucleotides long. RefSeq lists its product as uncharacterized. The transcript has 2 exons. Bases 1 to 786 code for a protein of 261 amino acids. NCBI's taxonomy places the organism in Eukaryota, Fungi, Ascomycota, Eurotiomycetes, Eurotiales, Aspergillaceae. The record is from RefSeq and is a predicted model, not a curated record.